AGCAGCCGGUUUUUUUACUAAGAGCUGUCUUUAGUUUGACUAGAAAUUAUGGUAGACCAUUCAGAAAGUUCUCUGUAAACUGAUCGGAUUGCACUGCAAUAUUUACACAGUAAAACAUGUUGAAAAAGCAAACUCGAAAAUUUAUAUAUUUCAGACUUAUCAACGUAUUUCAUGAUUAGUCUUAGCUAGAGAGAUGAAAUUUUUAGAAAUAAAAGAUCUUCAUUAUAUAUAUAUAUAUAUAUAUAAUAAAGAUGUCAGUCUUCUGCAUGAAGAAAAGUAUGAAAAAUAUUGUUACUAAUAUAUCAUCAGUUUUUGUAAGAUACCCUUGAUAUAUUUGGAAAAAAACUCUGAAACUUUUUUUCUAUUACAUCUUUUAUCCUUCAAACCAAAUAUACUAAACAACGCAGUGCCUUCCAGGUUUUAUACAAAAGCGCUUAAUAUUGAUGGUAAAACCGAUAACCAAUUUACUUCUAAAAUUUUUGCAUCAGGUGCUCAAUGUUAAUAACAACUGAAUGAUUAUUCUUGUGAAUUUGGUUUUUUCUUGUAUUUAUAAUAUUGCUUUUCAUUCUUUAGAUGCACUGAACGGUAGUAAUGAUGCACUUCAAUUAGAUGAAAUGAAUAUCAAAGCAUAUCUUCGUAAAGGUAUAUUUUUGUAUCAUCAAAAUUCAAUAGAAGACGCCUUACAAGUAUUUAUUGAUGGUCUUAAAUUCGAUGAUACAAAUGAACAAUUGAAAAUAUGGCAUGAUAAAUGCGAAAAAGAAUUAUCAGUUCCAAGGACUCCACCAGUAGUUGGAGAAGCACCAAGUUAUCCAUCGUUAAGUCGACGUGCUAUGCUUUGGAAUAAAGUUGAGGCAGAAAUGAAAAAACUUGAAAAAGAAAAUGAAGAUGAUAUGGAUGAUGCCAAUGCACUCUACGAAGAUAGUGAUGAAAAGACACGUCGUGCAAUGAAUAAAUCAAUGAAUGAACCGGGUCGAGUUACUUGUGAACCACCAGAUGGAAUGGAAUGGAAAAAAUAUGAUUCAUUAAUUUAA
Messenger RNA from Adineta steineri, 1031 nucleotides. The record is from the annotation of a GenBank genome assembly. NCBI's taxonomy places the organism in Eukaryota, Metazoa, Rotifera, Eurotatoria, Adinetida, Adinetidae.